AUACAAUUUGAUUUCAAUAGGUAUUCCAUCAUCUCCAGUGAUAGUCUCUACCACCAUCAUACCUGAAUUCAUAAUACUAAGACUUAGCACACUAUUUCCUGGUGACACUAGUAUUAGCUUUAUUGUUGAUAUCACUGAUUCAGAAUCUCUAAUAACCAGUGUAUCAGAUGAGUUCACUAACUAUCAGUCUAACAGUAUUGUUAGUAUUAAUAUUAGUAUACCUAAUGGUGGACUAGUAUCAAUAAGUACACUAGCAUUAAAUCAAUAUGGAGCAUCUAAUGAAACAAUGAUUGAAGGAUUCCUUAAUGUACCACCAAGUCCUAUUGUACCAACACCAAAAACUACAGUCGUUUAUACCAUUAGUACUCCAUCUGUUUCUAAUGAAGUUUCAAGUGGAUUAUCAGGUGGUUCUAUUGCUGGCAUAGCUAUCACUGGUGUAAUAGUAACAAUAAUUAUAAUCAUCAUGUUCUUUAUUAUUAUUAUACAGCAUUUGUACAUCAAAAAAGUUAAAUCUAAUACUGGAGAAGAAUUAAUAGUUUCUAAUAAAACUGAUGCAUCAACAAUUCCUUCAGUACCAAAUGAAGCAUAUGCAACAAUUGAUUCACUUGUUAAUGUACAAGAGAAUGUAUCUUAUUCUUCAUUACAACCAAAUCAACAAGAAUCAAUGAGUGGAUCUAGAACUACAGGCAGUACCACUGCAGUACCUGCAGUCUAUGAAACAAUUAGAAUUGAAAAUACAGCAACCAGUUAAUGUGCUAUAUGUGCUAUAUUUGGUUAUUGAGUUUAAAAUUAAGGUGAAUUUAUUUAUGGGGGAGGGUCAGGCCACUGUACCUAAAACAACUUCCUAUCAUAGCAUAGUUACAGUUUACAAGAUGUUGCUGCUCCUUUUUACUCUUAUUACAACUAUUUCAGCUACAGAUAAUGGGACUCGAAGUAUUUCCCUUCCAUCUGCUAACAUUCACCCUCCAGAUUCUUUCAUUCCUAUCAGCAGCCAGUCCAUUGAGCUAAACUGUACUGGGGUAGGGGUACUUCGAUGGUACAGAGGUUACAAUUUUGAUGCACCUCUUGACAAAUUGACCCAGCUUCUUGAAGAGGGUAUAUUGUCAUUAAAGAUUGACCUAACUAAAGAUGGAUAUAGUCAUGGCUCAGAUGACAGAAAUCGUGCUUAUUUUUGCACUGCUACUAAUACAUUUGGUGUGGCUAGAAGUAGAACAAUACAGACAGCAUAUUUUAAAGGUUUUGGUGAUAUUGAUAACACAACAGUCAUAGUUAGACUAGGGGAAGCAGUGGCUCUAUUCUGUAAUGUGACACAGCGACCUAUACCUACCAUUGUAUGGUAUAAGAAUGACACAAUUAUAGUAACUAAUACAGUCAAUGGAAAUCCAAAGUCUAUAUUGUUAGAUGAUGGACAGUAUUUAGUUAUAUAUAAUUUGGUUGAUGAUGAUGUAGCUGCUACAUAUAAAUGUGGUGUUACUAAUGUUGUUAAUCCACAGAAUUCAAGUCACAAGUAUACAUUGAAUAAAGUCAAUACAAUACCUGGUGGGUUUUUAGUAUAUCGUCCUCCAAUUGCCAAUCAGUUUGUUGCACCUCAUCAAAAUGUUUCAUUUUAUUACAUUGCUGCAACUAAUUCCAGUGAUGAUGGAAAUGGUACACUAGCUGCUGCUGCUGGAAAUAUUGUUAACUCUACAGCACAAGAUCAUUACUUACUUAGAGUAAGGCUCAACAAUGAAGGAACAUCAAGGUCUAGUCUUGUUUUGUUUUUGACUCAAAAUGGUAUUACAGUUGAUGGUUCUAUGUUAGAAGUAGCAUACACUGUUGUAGAGCCACUUACUGUCACACAACUUUCUAUGACAGUAAACUCUACAUUAUUUCAUCGAUUUGAAUCAGAAAGCAUCAUCUUUACUUGUGCAGCUACUGGCACUAAUAUUACAUUAAGGUGGUACUUCAAUGGACUACCAUUGAUUAAUGACAAGAAUACACUUGUACUAAGUGAUCUCACAGCAUCUAGUGCAGGAGUAUAUCAAUGUUUCUGGGAUGGAGUCUUUGAUACAGAUAAGGAGUCUAUCUCCUGGGCUCUGCAAGUAUUACCUAGUACUAGUCCUACCAGCAGAGCCUUGUCAAAUGAAGCUAUUAUUGGAAUAUUGUUUGCUGUUAAUCUGCUACUAAUAUUAGUGAUAGUGUCUAUGAUCAUUAUAUUCUUCAAAUUUAUCCGACAAGAUAAUAAUAAUAAUAAAUCUACUACUGGUACUACUAAUGAAGAAGAUGAGCCACAGUCAGUACAAAAUGAAGCAUAUGGUAUACAUAAUAAAUUUAUGAACCAAGAAUCUAUAAUCACAAAAGAUGAUUCUUAUGAGUCACUAUCCCCUCCUCUUCCUCCUCCUUCUCCUCCUGUAUAUUCAAAUGUAAUACAAGUCACAGAAACAUUGGUCUAACUGUUUUAUGAAUGUAACUACUUAUUUGUGUUCAG
Molecule: messenger RNA, 2467 nt
Organism: Amphimedon queenslandica
Lineage: Eukaryota; Metazoa; Porifera; Demospongiae; Haplosclerida; Niphatidae
Product: contactin-4-like
Exons: 11
Coding region: 714-2432 (572 amino acids)
Biological process (GO): cell-cell adhesion
Cellular component (GO): plasma membrane; cell-cell junction
Molecular function (GO): cell adhesion molecule binding
Source: RefSeq, a predicted model, not a curated record